Molecule: messenger RNA, 1905 nt
Organism: Paramuricea clavata
Lineage: Eukaryota; Metazoa; Cnidaria; Anthozoa; Malacalcyonacea; Plexauridae
Source: the annotation of a GenBank genome assembly
AUGGUGGAGAGUAGAAAGUGGAGAGUAGAAAGAAACAUCCUACAAGGUUUCAAAAUAAGAAAUUCUCAUCUAGUUUAUCUGUACAGAGACAGAGAAGAAAAGAAACAUUUGCUGCAGCUCAAAAAAUUUAUGGUGGAAGUGAAGAAACAGAAGUACCGGGAGCAAUAGGGAUUGUGGACACAGCAUUGGUUAAGUGUAGUCAGAGUAUUUUAGUAGAUGUAAUGUCGGUUAAUCAAAAGUUUAAUCAAUCAGUUAUGCCUAGUUUUUACAAGCCUAAGUUAGGAGAAUUUGAGUCUUCCACUGAAAACAUGAUUCGCAGCGUUUCAGUAUAUUAUAGCGGUGGUGUAGCCGGAAAAAAAAGUAUAGGAAAAUAUACAAAGAUUCCAGCUACAAGAUUGCUAUGCAAAGUAAGGGUAAAAAACGUGUUCGGCUAUCCGUCAAUAAUUGUCCCAUCCCUAGGCUUGUGCCAUAUAACAAAUUAAUGCCUAAAGUCUAUACCAGUAGGAAGCUGUAGGAUCUAUGUAUAGUGUAUAUGAAACACUUUGUGAAGGUCUUGAUGAGGAAUACAAAGUACAUGGUUGUUAUAGGAAUUUGGCAGAAUUGUUGAUAAAGUUGGCAGAAUUUUAUUUAAGCGGUUGUAGUGGUCACACACUUGUGUGGUUUGAGGAAGAAUACAAGUUUUAUGUUUCCCUGGGUGGUGAUGGGGCGCCUUUUGGGAAACAUGAUACUGCAUGUGCGUGGUUGGUUGGAUUUUUGAACAUUGGCCGAGGAAUUUUGAGUAGCAAUGAAAAAAUUUUGUUAUUCGGUGCUAAUUGUUCAGAAAAUUGCAUUCCAGUUCAACGUUAUAUUAAGAUGCUAGUGUCUGAUGUACAACACCUUGAACAGCAAACUUUUAAAUGCACAUACAUUACAUCAGAAAGCCAGACAUGUACAGUUGAUAUCAAAUUUCAUAUCUCGGAAUUCCCUAACGAUUUGAAGAUGGUUGCAUUUUUGUGCGGUGAGUUGACUAAUAGUGCCACAUAUUUUUGCUCAUUUGCCAAUGUUUCUAGCAAAGAUGCCACUAAUUUAAACGGCCAGUUUGGCAAGGAAAAAGACAAAAAAUGGCAUCGGUGGAAUUAUUCGCAAAGGGUACAAGUAGCCAAAAGUGUUGAAGCGUUCAAGCAAACUGUCGCAAAGCAAAAUAUAGCAGAAAUUACUAAGCGAUCCAAAGUAACUAAUUUCAUAGCCGGCAAAAGAAGUAGGCAAGAAUUUAAACCACUCCUAGGCCCAAUGGUUGAUAGGAUCCAUAUUGAUCCUUUGCACCUAAAAAAUAAUGCAUGUGCACUAGCCCACAGGCUACUUCUACAAGAGGUAUUACUGAUUUCUCAAUUUUUUGCAGGUUCCCAGCACUUCGCCAUUUCACAAAUAUAUUGAUGCAAUGAGAACUAAGUGCAAUCUUAGAAGACUUGCAAACAAAAUUAUUAGGUGGUUCAAUGAAAACCGAGAUAGCAAGUUUGAUUAUAGAUUCACCGGAAAAGAUUCUCGGUGCUUUUUGCAGAACUUCAUGUUUCUAAUUGCUGCUAUGGAACCAUUUUUGAAAGAUAAAACUAAGGCAUUGUUUACAUUUCAUGUACUUGCUUACUUGUGUUUAACCCUGCGGGAUUGUGUUUCUGUGUUCAGUCGAAUCGAUGUAAUCGAUUCACAGUUAGAUGAUUUGGAGAAAAACUGUCGAACAUAUCUUGUCCUACAUUAUCUGUAUUUUGACCACCACCCUACUGCAUGGACAUUGGGAAACAUUGUUCCUGAGCAUGCUAGAGAUAUGAAAGUGAAGUAUGGUAAAGGACUUGGUCUUAAUUCGAUGGAGGAGAGGGAGUCAAAACAUAUAUCCAUCUCAAGAUACAGCAAAAACACCAAUUUUAAGGCCAG